AUGGAGUCCGCGAGGAGCGCUUUCCACGCUCAGCUGGCCGCCGUCAUGGACUCGCUGCUGGCGGCCGCCGUGUGCGAGAUCGCCAAGAUCUUCGAGAGCAGCCUGUGUGAACAGCAGGCGCAGCUGGCCCACAAAACGGACGAGAUCUGCGUCCUCCGGGGCAAGCUGGAGAAAGUGGACAGGAGGCACAAGGCAAAGGGCGGAGGAGAAGGGAGCGAGGAGGUGGAGGUGUCACCCGGAGACAGAGAGGGGGCUUUGAGGCAGCAGACCCUGGCGGGAUCAGAAAGGAUUCAUCUUCUUUCAAACCGAGUAGACGGACUCCGUCAGAGCCUCAGUGGGCUGAAAGAGGAGGUCACAGUCCAGAGCGAUGUGUCAAUAAAACACGAGCGUGCUGUAUCUCGACCUUCACCCGGGUUCAUCGCAGGCCAAGUCCCAGACGAAAGCCUCGCUGCUGGGGACCUGAGGCACAUCGAUACCCUUCCUGGCACACAAGCCAAGGCCAAAUUGUCUCAUUGGGAUCAGGACAGUGACGAACACAGAUCUCUCCAGGAUCAAGCCUCCAUCCCUUUUAUCUCAAUCUCCCAGAGUGGACGCUGCUCCCCGAGGCCUGACCCAAGCCUAACUCAACCAGCGGACUGGCUGCCGGGGUUAAACGCCACACGAGGUGGGCUGUCCGGCCUGGAGAACCUGCAGAUGGAUGGCACCGGCUGCUCCGGUCCAGCCAGCAGCAGCACCGGCACGGACGGGUCCUGCUUCCGACCGGGUUUUGUCUCUGACGAGACCAGCAACGAAGAAGAAGACGGCGGCGGCUCCUUCCCUUUCCUGGACCAGGAGCCUGAAAACCAGGACUCCAAUCAGAACGUGGCGCAGGGCCACAGCGGAGGUCUGAGGGGGACUCGGCAGGUUCAGCCUCAAGCCCCCUCCGCAGAACCCUCAUGGAGGCCCAGAGAUGACAGGGGCGAGAGAGGCUCCAUCAACCACACGCGGCGGCUCACUACUUUUGGCAGCAGAGACCCUCUCCGACCUCAGUCAAACGCACUGCGACACACGAACGCUCUGAGCCACCCCGCCGCUCCCAGCGGAGGGAGCGGGCGGCCGUACACCUGCCCGUACUGCACCAAGUGCUUCACCUACCCGUCCCACCAGCGCAGACACCUUCUGCGCCACACAGGAGUCAGGCUGCAUCCCUGUCAGUUUUGCGACAAGAGCUUCCUCACCCCCUCCGAGCUCACCGUGCACACCCGCACGCACACAGGGGAGCGGCCUUUUGGCUGCGCUCAGUGCGGUAAGCGCUUCGCCCGCAGCGGGAACUUGAGAGCCCACCAACGGGACGUUCACAUGGGGAAGAGGCCCUUUGCUUGCGGCGAGUGCGGCAAGAGAUUUGCACACAGGGGGAACCUGAGGGUGCACAAUCACAGAGUCCAUCAAGGAGAUCCGUACUACAUGGAGGAACAGCAGGAGCCCGAUAUAGGCCCUAAUCCCAUUUGAAAACGUAUUUAAAAAGAGAGAGCUUUGUAUUCACUGUAUUGUUAAUUACUGGACUCAUUCAUGAAUGAGUAAUAAUAUCUACUGUAUAUUAAAUACGUUUUCUCUAAGAUGACUUUAUUCUUCAAUCAUGUUCUUCCUUGUCACAGAAAAGUUACUGAAUAUAUCUGAGCACUGUUUCAUUGUUAAGGUUUUCCUCAAGCCAAUUAAGAGAGUCCAGUCAUGCUAAUGUUCUGCCCAUCUCCUGUAAAAAGGAAACAUGUUAUUGCAACGUGUUCAUAGGAACUGUGUUUAAUUUGACAUUCUGUUUUUGCAAGGUAAAAUUAAAUAUGUAGGACGAGA
Messenger RNA from Pungitius pungitius (ninespine stickleback), 1827 nucleotides. RefSeq names its product zinc finger protein with KRAB and SCAN domains 1-like. Lineage: Eukaryota; Metazoa; Chordata; Actinopteri; Perciformes; Gasterosteidae. Gene Ontology annotation, molecular function: DNA-binding transcription factor activity, RNA polymerase II-specific; RNA polymerase II cis-regulatory region sequence-specific DNA binding. The record is from RefSeq and is a predicted model, not a curated record. Bases 1 to 1488 code for a protein of 495 amino acids. The transcript has 4 exons. Gene Ontology annotation, biological process: regulation of transcription by RNA polymerase II.